Molecule: messenger RNA, 1413 nt
Organism: Symbiodinium sp. CCMP2456
Lineage: Eukaryota; Dinophyceae; Suessiales; Symbiodiniaceae
Source: the annotation of a GenBank genome assembly
AUGGCCUCCAAGCUCAAGGUGGAAAACUGGGAUGUGCUGGACUGGCGACAGCAGCCACGGCGCCCGUUCAAGAGAUCCUUCCUCCCCUUUGAUCCGGACGCGGUGGAGAGUUCUGGAGGCGUAGCCAAGGUCGCCAAGAGGCGACGGAGCCUCGGAAUCGAGUCCAUAGAAGAUCCUGCCGGGGAGGAUACCACUGUGCCACCACUGCAGAACUUCCGGGACCUGAAGGAUACUCUACCUGAGUGGCUGCUGCAGGCGUUGCAGAACCAGCCGCCCAGCCCGCUUCAGGCACAGCUGCUUCCCAUCGUGCUGGCAGGCUCAAAUGCCGUUGCUGUGGCAAGCGACAUCCCUGCUGGCCAGGAGGCUCUUUCCUACUUGGUGAUGGCGGCCAUGCAGGCCGGCGACCAGCACAAGCUCAGCGAGGAGGAGCCAGGCCCCAUCGCCCUGGUCCUCACAGCGACACAGGACUCUGCAGCUUCUGUCGCGACUUGUGCCAUGGGCUUGCUCCGGUCAUCAGGCCGUGGUGGGAAGACUUUGCGUGCUGUGAACCUAUCAGGUGGUGGUUCGCGUGCCGACAAACUGCGCGAGAUGACAUCGUGUGGAUCGCACAUCGUCAUUGGCACACCGAAAAGGAUCCACGACCUUGCCAGCAAAUACCAGGUGUGCCUUCUCAGGGUGACGCUUCUUGUGCUGGAUGGCGUGGACCGCAUGAGAAGUCUGGACCAUCUUCCGGAGAUCCGGGACCUCGCGACCUGGACACGGCCAGAGCGGCAGACGCUCCUCCUUUCGAGGGCAUGGGGGCCGGAGCUUCAAGAAUUAGCGUCCGAACUUUGCCUUCCGGGUGGAGAGCCAGCUGGGCCCCAAAGGCUUGAGGCCACUGGAGUGGCAGAGUUCUCCAUGAGCCUGAACAGGAAUGACAUUGGAGAUGUCGGGGUGACGCACCUUGCUGAAGGAUUGAAGAAGCAGCGGGCUCUCAAUUCGCAGUUCGAAGGCAAACAAUUGGCGUGUGUGGUGGAGCUGGAUCUGUCUUGUAAUCCAGUUCGUGAUCAGGGUGCGCAGGCUUUGGCCAAUGCCGCCAUGGCUUGCUUGGGCUCAGACAGCGUCCGCUUCGAGGCUCUCUGGGGUGUGGAGGAGGUCUUCCUGUGGGACACAGGCAUCACUGACCGGGGCCGCGAUGCACUUCAGGGUGCGGUGGCUUCCCGUGCCACCCUUGCCAUGGAAGCAGCCCUGGCAUUGCGGAAGAGCGAUGAACUCAUCGAGAAGGUUCGAGUGAAGCGUCGUCGACGUCCCAAAGCUUUGCAGGUCCAUGGGCUGGAGCUCAAAGAUCCUAUUGCGGAGCAGCUGCGGAGCGAUGCCGACACUGAGCUUCAGGUGCCCAUGGUCACUGCGCUAGGCGUCUUGGAGCUAUCGUAG